GCCCCGCCGCCUGCCGCGGGCACGUCCCUGUAGCCGCCUUGCCCGCCGCCCGGGCCGUCCGCCUGCCUGUAGCCAUGAGCGCACUCCGCCCGGGCCGAGCCCGCUACCCCCUGGACUAGUUCUGCCGCCGCCCGGACCCGCCCGCACCAUGGAGUCUACUGCUCCGAGCCCGCCCGCCGGCGUGCCCACGUCCAAAGGAAAGUCCAGGAGGAAAAAGGAUUUACGAAUCUCCUGCAUGUCCAAGCCGCCGGCGCCCAGCCCCACGCUCCCCCGGAACUUGGACUCCCGGGCUUUCAUCACCAUUGGAGACAGGAACUUUGAGGUGGAGGCGGAUGACCUGGUGACCAUUUCAGAGCUGGGCCGAGGUGCCUAUGGGGUGGUGGAGAAGGUGCGGCAUGCCCAGAGUGGCACCAUCAUGGCCGUGAAGCGCAUCCGAGCCACCGUGAACUCUCAGGAGCAGAAGCGCCUGCUCAUGGACCUGGAUGUCAACAUGCGCACAGUGGACUGUUUCUAUACCGUCACCUUCUACGGGGCCCUCUUUAGAGAGGGAGAUGUGUGGAUCUGCAUGGAGCUCAUGGACACGUCCCUGGACAAGUUCUAUCGGAAGGUGCUAGACAAGGGCAUGACGAUUCCAGAAGACAUUCUUGGGGAGAUCGCUGUGUCUAUCGUGAGGGCCCUGGAACAUCUGCACAGCAAGCUGUCCGUGAUCCACAGAGAUGUGAAGCCGUCCAACGUCCUUAUCAACAAGGAGGGCCACGUGAAGAUGUGUGACUUUGGGAUCAGUGGUUACUUGGUGGAUUCUGUGGCUAAGACAAUGGAUGCUGGCUGCAAACCCUACAUGGCCCCCGAGAGAAUCAACCCAGAGCUGAACCAGAAAGGCUACAAUGUCAAGUCUGAUGUCUGGAGCCUCGGCAUCACCAUGAUCGAGAUGGCCAUUCUGCGAUUUCCUUACGAGUCCUGGGGGACCCCCUUCCAGCAGCUGAAGCAGGUGGUAGAGGAGCCGUCCCCCCAGCUCCCAGCUGACCGUUUCUCCCCUGAGUUUGUGGACUUUACUGCACAGUGCCUGAGAAAGAACCCCGCGGAACGCAUGAGCUACCUGGAGCUGAUGGAGCACCCUUUCUUCACCUCGCACAAAACCAAGAAGACUGACAUCGCUGCCUUCGUGAAGGAGAUCCUGGGAGAGGACUCGUAGGGGCAGGGUUUGGACCUGCUCCAACCCUCUGUUGGGGCAGUGCUUGCCCACACCCAUAAGCUACUGCCGCCCUGGCCUUGGGCACCCAAGAGGAAUCCAGGGGGCUGCUCCUGCCUGACAGGCAAGGUCCCAAGUGCCAAAGAACCAGACCAUCGGGGACCCCCAGUGCCUCUGCCCCUGCUGCUCCAAGGACCCCAAGACUCUGGACUUGGAGGGCCCUGAUGCCCCUCACAGAGAAGGCAACCCUGCCUUGUGCAGGCCACUGCCUUGGCCCAGCCCUGGAUGCCACCCAAGUUGUAUAUUUUUUUAUCUCUGAAUGGACUGAAUGGACUUUGCACACUUGGCCUAGGCUGGCCACACCUCUGUCCCGGCAUUGGUUGGGGGACCCAGCAUGGGGAUGAGCCACGUGAAUUCCCUGGAGCUCCCACAAGGCAGGUGCCAGAGCCGCCGAGGCCUUCACCCCAGCACUGGCAGACGGGGCGCUAAGGGCACUGGGGUCACCUUGCCCUUGCCUGCCGCCUCUAGGGGUGUUGUUUCACCUUUAUUUUUUUAAUUUAUCUUCCUGAUUUUUUCUUUCGCUUUGUGGGUUUGGCUGGUUUUUCUUGCAUGGUUUGGAGCCGAUCACUUUUCUGUCACCUGCUAGGGGACCAGCAGGCUAAGACCUGCUCUGUCUGCUCAGGCUGGGGUCUUGGGAGAUGGGCCUAAGGUCUCCGCUCAGAGAGGUGCUAGGGGAACCAUCCAGCUCAUUCUCCUUGGGGACUGGCUCGACAGGGGCUGUGGAUUUGCUUUUGGUAUUGUUUAAAAAUAUAUAUAUAUAUUUUUUUUUUGAAGAAGGAACUGCCUGUCCAGGGUCCUGUCCCUGAUGGGUUGGGGCAGUUGGCUGAUUGCUGUUUUAAUUAAAAAAAAAAAAAGUGGGGCAAAA
Messenger RNA from Capra hircus (goat), 2114 nucleotides. It is a transcript of the gene MAP2K3, whose product is annotated as mitogen-activated protein kinase kinase 3. Bases 149 to 1192 code for a protein of 347 amino acids. Gene Ontology annotation, biological process: protein phosphorylation; MAPK cascade. Lineage: Eukaryota; Metazoa; Chordata; Mammalia; Artiodactyla; Bovidae. The record is from RefSeq and is a predicted model, not a curated record. The transcript has 12 exons. Gene Ontology annotation, molecular function: MAP kinase kinase activity; ATP binding.